AUGAGGCCCCCAGCAGCCGCGUCUCGCGGACUUCCUCAGUCAGCACCGGAGCUGCAGCAGGAGAGACUCGAGCUAGACUCCGGGAAGACCGCUCGGACCAAGACCAGCCAGUCAGAGGAGGCGGCGGCGGACUUUGGGCCUGGAGGAGGGCGCCCCUUCCCCACCGGGAAACAGACUGGCCCCGGAGCCUCUGCCCAGCCCCUCAGCCCGGGAAGUCCGCGCCCGCCCCUCCUGCCCCCUGAGCCCUCCUUCCUGCGCCCCCAGGCGGCCCGAGCCCGACCCGCGACCCUCCCGCCGUCCGAACCUCACUGCCUCCAUCUGCCAAACAGGCACCACGUCGUCUGCCUCUCAGGGCGUCGAGAGGCGACAAUCAGGCGUUGGGGGCAGAGCCCACCACUCAGGGCACAGCCCGGGCCGCCCGAGCCCUCGAACAGCAGCCACCGAGGCCGCAGUGGGGACAACCGGGCUGGGAAGGAAAAAAUCAAGCGGGGUGUCGAGGGUCGGGCCUCAGACGGGCCCACCUUCCCGGGAGCUGAGGAGGCGGUGCUGAGGGCCGCGGCCACCCGCCGACGGCGCGACUGGGCCCAGCUCGGUGCCCGCCCGCCGGAGGAAGAACGCGGAGCGCAGCGGCCGGGGCCGGGCGGGCGGCCAGUUUCCAUGAUGCGCGGGGCGGGCUCGAGGAGGGGCGCUGCGGGCCGGCUUCCAGGCCCAGCGGCCCGGCCGGGCCCCUCGGGAAGAAUUUCCGGCCUGGGAUUGAUUAUAACCCGCCCCUCCCCCGGCCGCGGGACCCCCCGGCUCGCGGGGCCGAGGCGAGGGGGAUGGGCGGUAAUGAGACCCGGCUGUGCGCCCCCGCCAGGGACACCACUCGAGGAAGUGACGGGUAGGGGCCGGCUCCGGAGCCGCUCGGCCCAGCCAGCCUCGAACUCGGCCUCGGGCCUCCGACUUUGCGCAGCGGACCGAACACAUCAGCGCCCCCGGAGGCCUCGCCUAACCCCCGGGAACCAGGCAUCCUCGGGAGGGACCCGGGCCAAACCGGGCGGAGCCUCCUCCGGAGGACCGAGGGAGCACCGACAGCCCCCAGGAGGCCACAGUUCAGAACAAUGGGCCUGGUUGAUGUUGCCACCACAGAAUUUAAGAACAGUGACCUGCUGAAGAGACAACACAGAAGCUCCGCGGGAAGCCGGGGGUGGCUCCUGGGAGACAGCUUAAGAGUCUGCACUGAUACCUCCGGAUGUGGCACCUCCAGUUGGUGACAGAUCACGCUGCCAGUGAAGCGAUGUCACAAUGAUGGUGAAGAGAGCCAUGCCACUCAACAUGCUGAGCACGACCCAUCCAAGAGCUGCUGGGACCCAGGUGAGGGGGUGAGAGACACACCUGGGCCAAGGAUGGAUGGGGCCAUGGUGGGGGCCCUCGAGACGAGCAGGGUGGGCUCUCAGGCUGGCACUGGUGCUGUGGUUGAUUUAUUCAUUCAUCCGUUCAUCUAAGGACAUCGUGGUUGCUUCCAACUUUUGAAAAUUGUGAAUAAAACUGCUGUUA
Molecule: messenger RNA, 1536 nt
Organism: Sciurus carolinensis (gray squirrel)
Lineage: Eukaryota; Metazoa; Chordata; Mammalia; Rodentia; Sciuridae
Product: translation initiation factor IF-2-like
Exons: 6
Coding region: 1-1152 (383 amino acids)
Source: RefSeq, a predicted model, not a curated record